AUGGAUGAAAUCAAGUGGGAAGCUAUCCUAGCCGGGAACGUGGAGAGUCUUGCAGAUGCUCUUGUGUCGAGCUCGACUUCUCGCCGUGUGCGAGCCCUCCACCUCGUGCGGGAAAAGAAUGAAUCGAUUCUGUCCGAUGAAUCACGUAUACCGCUGCUAAAUGUCCUCCUCCGAACAUACUCGUUUUACAUUGACCGACCGUCUCGCCGAGCCGUCGAACAAUGCCUCCGAGCCGUUCUCAAAUCGACAAACGACCGCAAGGACAUUACUUAUCUAACUAGCAGGCUGCAAAAGGAAUGCGCAAAGCCCAGUCUUGCACCGGCAUCUGCUUUCGUCUUAGUUGAAUGGUGUUCUAUCGUGCAACAACAUUUCAGCACGGCCGACGUGCCCAUCACCGAUAUCCUGGACGUGAUUUCUGCCAAUGCCAACGUGCUGGAAUUGUGUCUUGCGGAAACUUCGAAACCGUCACUGCAGCAGUCUGCCCUACGGGUAUCACGCCGUUCUUUGAGGGCUGUAUUCUCCAUCGAUUCCGGCGAAAAGGUCAUACAAGAGUCUAUUUCACGACUCACUGCUGGGCCAGCAGCUCAAAGAAAUGCGCCGUUCCUCGGCGUUAUCUCGGGUGUCUGCGCACGCCUUCCAAACAGAAAACCCGUUCUCGAUGGUCUUAAGAAGCAGAUCCUAGCAUUCUACACCAAGGAAAUUAUUGGUUCACGAACCUUGGUCCCAUCGCAUAUUGCAAGCGGACUGUCCGAUUUCUUCUCCUCGUUCAUUACUUACGACGACGUGGCCAACGAAAUUACUCCGACACUAGAAAAGGCGAUUUUGAGAUCACCCGAGGUUGUGUUGACCGGUCUGAUUCAGCCUCUCAGCGCGUCACUACCUGAAAAUAUCGAUCUCUCAGAGGUGGUCAGUUCGCGCUUGGCGAAACCGCUUUUGUCCAGUUUGAAAUCUACAAACGUCGUCAUUCGACAGGGCGCUUCUCAAUCGCUCCAGUCCUUGAUAUCCAGAUGCAAGUCUGACGACUCACUCCUUAAACUAACCAACGAAAUCAUUGGGCCAUUGAAAACCCAAAAAAUCUCAAACGCUGAUCAGCGAGCUUUGCAUGCUGAUGCUCUGUCGACUAUACCCUGUCUGGCAGCGGUGUCGCAGGAAAUCGUCCAUGGCUUGGUCCCCGUGGCCGUCAAGGAGUCGAGCGAUGUUGGGCUGGCAGCUGAACUCAAGGCUGUGUCUAAGCACCUCACUCAUCUUUUCGCCUCCAAGGUAUCUCUCAAAGAUGAAACGAUCACCGCAAUCGCAAAGGCAUCGACAGACAAGCGAAUUCCCUUUCGCAAACUGUGGCAGCUUCAAGUUGCCGAAGUAUUCUGGAAUGCUGACGCAGAAGUUCUUCGCGACCCGUCGAACGAGAAGCUUGUCAGCCAGGUUCUGUCCAAACUUAAAGACUCAUACAAUGAAGUCGUUGCAAACCCUCUUCCUUCGGCACAGAGUGGACUUGUAUCAACGGCCUACGGCUAUCUUGCUCUCUGCGGUUCCUUGCAAGGGUCCAAAGGCAUUUCGAAAGCAGACUGGGCAGCCAUUACUAAACAGUCUAUGUCACUGGCACCAAAACCUUCGUUUUUGCUAAACUCAAAAGUCUAUAGUAAAUUGACGAUCGAAGAGGACUUUCGCUGGUGCACACGAGCUCUUGCUGCCAUUGCAAAAGACAGUGACAUGCAGGGCUACGAUGCAGCAACUCAAAUUGCAUGGGGCCAAGCCUUCAUAUCAGUGAUUGCUAACCCGCACGUUCCUCAAAAGACGCGCGAAUAUGCCUGCCGGAUUUUGACUACCGUUUACCUCGAUCACUCCACAAUCAUUGGUGACAUUGUCAUUGAUGCACUUUGGUCUUGGACCCUUGGCCUGGCCAUUGCUGAUAGGGACUCUGCCGCGUUUUCUGCAGGUGAAUCUGGUCAAGGUCUACUCCACUUUGUUGUUAAAGCUAUUUGCCCAAAUGCGUCAACUGCUAAGAAAUUCUCGGAGGAAACCAGGUUAGCAAUUGAAAAGCAGCUGAUUAGACUGGUUAUCCUCUGCCGUGAAGAAUUGAUUCCAAAGGUGUCCUGGAUCGAUCUCUGUUUAAAGACAGGAAUAGACCCUGGAAAGCUUGUCUCGGAUCAUCCUGAUGAAUGCACUGAGCAAUUGACACAAGUUUUGGAAGAUCCCGUGCAGUCAAGGAUUACCCAAGCGAGUAACGCUGUUGGAAAUGCAGCUGCAGACUUGGCCUUCGUUGCUCCGGAUGUGAUGGUACCUCGAAUUGUCAAUAUUCUGAAAGAGGAUCUGGCAGACGAUCGCAUAUCCAAGUUUUCACCAACAGAUGCCGCUAUUUCUCGUACGCCCGAGGGCACGACAUUUGUAGAUGUGUUGAGCAAAAAAUCUGCCUCAGACUUAUCUGAUAAAAACAUCAAAGACUAUAAUACCCUGAAAUGGGAAGAGGAGCUUCGAGCACAGCUAGCGCAGAAGAAAGGCCAAACCCAGAAGAAGCUCACAGCUGAAGAACAAGGCAAGGUCAAAGCGCAAUUGGCAAAAGAAGCCAAGAUCCGAGAAGAAGUUCUCUCCGAAGGAAAACGAGUUGAAAGAGGCUGUGUUAUCGUCCACGGACUUGCUACUGGGCCGCCCACCGAUCCUAGUGGAUGGAUUAGCGUAGCAGCUACAAUGCUCCUGUCGUUAGCUCGAUUAAAUGCUGGCCUUUUCGUAGGCGAUGCUGUGUCAAAAGCGUACAUCUCCUGUGCCGAUCGAGUUUCCCCUCGUCUUGGUCCCUUGCGGUCAUUCGUUGGUAUUGCUACUCUGCGUGCCUUGGGCAACACGAACUUGCCACCUGAUAUGGAAAUUGAGCCCCUCGGAGAUCUUGUCACAAGGAUUCUCUACAGACUGCGCUUUUCCUCUGAGCAGCUACCGUUCGAACCAGCUUCCCUCGCUUAUCUUCUUCCUUUGGCAUUCUUAGUGCUAAGCCGAGACGGUAUCGAGGAGCAGAAAGGAGAAGAAGGCGGGGAACAAGUUCUUUUGACAUUGGAAUUCCUGUCGUUCCAUUCGUCUUCAUUCUCUGAUAGCCGACUCAACCGGGAAGAGGUCCUACGGCAAUUGAUCACAUCAUUGCACAAGUACUCGCAGCACUAUAAGAUUGUCAAGGAUACGCUACUCGAUUUCUGUAGAUGCAUUUCGCCAAACAUCACGGAUAAUGAAUUAGAUGUUCUUCUGGAGGGGACAAUUGCUCCAGACGUCUCAGUAAGAACUGCAGUUUUGCAAGCAAUCGAAGCAGAGAUUGACUUGACGGACUUUGACUUUUCUGAGCAUAUUUGGCUAUGCUGCCAUGAUCAGGUUGAAGAAAAUGCCGAGCUGGCAGACGCUAUUUGGGAGGAUAAUGCUCUCGACGUAGACGAAACCUCAUACUUGAAACUCUUCAAGUAUGUCGAAUCCAAAGACGCGCAAUUACGAGGAGCUGCUGCCCGCGCCCUUGCUCAUACGAUCGAACUUAACCCUUCAACGUUUGACGUCAUCUUUUCAGAGUUGCAAACAAGAUACACGACUGAGAUCAAACCAAAAGCUCCUGGAAAAGAUAAAUAUGGCAUGCCCUUGAAAGCGGAUACAACAGAUGUAUGGGAUGUCAGAAGCGGAAUAGCUCUGACCUUCAAAGCAAUGACCAAACUUUUCGAGGGUGAUAGAAUCGUAUCAUUUAUGAAAUUUUUGAUCGAGAACGGCCCACUGGUAGACAAAAAUGCCUAUGUCAGGGAACAGAUGGCAGACAGCGGAAGAUCGGUCAUUGCAGAACGCGGCGAACAAAAGGUUGAGGAGCUCAUGACGCUCUUUGAAAACACACUCGAGUCGUCUGACAAGGCAACAGAAAGCUCAGACUGGCUGAAUGAGGCUGUCAUUAUCCUCUACGGUUCAUUAGCCAGACAUCUUAAAUCCGGCGAUAAACGACUCAACACAGUCGUCAAUAAGCUACUUGCUGCUCUUCCCACACCCUCCGAGAUGGUACAGUCUGCGGUUGCAGAGUGCCUUCCUCCCCUGGUUAGACUGUCAGGUCCCGAGACAGAAAAAUACGUCGGAGGGUUGUUGGAACAGCUGGUCCAAUCUAAGAAAUAUGCAUCGCGCCGUGGAGCAGCGUAUGGAAUUGCUGGUAUCGUCCAGGGUAAGGGAAUAGUUGCUUUGAGACAGUAUCGCGUCAUGUCGGUGCUCAGAGACGCUCUCGAGAACAAAAGGGACCCAAACCACCGCCAAGGUGCUCUUUUGGCCUACGAGCUGCUUUCAGCUGUUCUUGGACGGACAUUCGAGCCUUAUGUCAUUCAAGUCGUUCCUUAUUUACUCGCAAGCUUUGGGGAUCCUAGUAUUGAUGUGCGAGAUGCCUGCCUUGAUGCUGCCAAGACGUGUUUUGCAAACCUCAGCUCUUUUGGCGUGAAACAAAUUCUCCCAACCCUCCUGGAAGGGCUGGAUGACUCUCAGUGGCGUAGUAAAAAGGGUGCUUGCGAUCUCCUGGGUGCCAUGGCCUACCUUGAUCCCCAACAAUUGGCCGUUAGUUUGCCAGAUAUAAUUCCUCCUCUCACUGUUGUGUUGAACGACAGCCACAAGGAGGUUCGCAAUGCAGCUAACCGCAGUCUGCAACGCUUCGGCGAAGUCAUUAGCAACCCAGAGGUGAAGGGCCUGGUAGGAAUUCUCCUCAAGGCUUUGAGUGACCCUACGAAAUACACAGAUGAAGCUUUGGACUCAUUGAUCAAAGUCUCUUUUGUGCACUACCUCGACGCUCCUUCACUGGCCCUUGUCGUGCGUAUUCUUGAGCGCGGGCUUAGCGAUCGUUCAGCUACAAAACGCAAGGCUGCAGAGAUCAUUGGAAGUCUUGCCCACCUUACAGAAAGAAAAGACCUUAUUUCGCACUUGCCUAUUUUGGUUUCAGGCUUGCGUCUUGCGAUAGUCGACCCUGUGCCAACGACUCGCGCCACAGCUUCGAAAGCCCUUGGUUCCCUCAUUGAAAAGUUGGGAGAGGAUGCUCUUCCAGACCUUAUCCCGAGUCUCAUGUCCACUCUCAAAGCAGAUACAGGAGCAGGCGACCGGCUGGGAUCUGCGCAAGCUCUUUCCGAAGUUCUCGCUGGACUUGGAACGACUCGUCUCGAGGAAACCCUGCCUACAAUUCUACAAAAUGUUUCCAGCUCCAAGCCGUCUGUCCGCGAAGGCUUCAUGUCUCUGUUCAUUUUCUUGCCUGCUUGCUUUGGCAACAGCUUUGCGUCUUAUCUGAGCAAGAUUAUUCCACCCAUUCUCGCAGGUCUUGCAGACGACAUCGAGGCGAUACGCGAAACAUCUUUGCGGGCUGGUCGGUUGUUGGUUAAGAACUUUUCCUCAAAGGCCAUCGAUCUUCUUCUUCCCGAACUUGAGCGUGGUUUGGCAGAUGAUAGCCACCGUAUCAGAUUGAGUUCAGUGGAACUUGUUGGAGACUUGCUCUUCAACAUCACCGGUAUUACUAGCAAUGUGGAUGCCGAAGAGCAAGAAGAAGGUGCUACUCAAGCCGGUCAGUCUCUGCUUGAAAUUCUUGGCGAGGAGAAGCGUAACAAAGUGCUAUCUGCUCUUUACAUUUGUCGUUGCGAUACCUCAGGCCUCGUCAGAAGCGCAGCAAUUACAGUGUGGAAAGCACUUGUUGCCACGCCUAGGACACUUAAAGAAUUGGUUCCUACACUUACGCAGUUCAUCAUCCGACGACUUGGCUCCUCUAACAUGGAGCAGAAGGUCAUUGCAGGAAAUGCCUUGGGAGAUCUCAUCAAGAAAGCCGGAGAAGCUGUUUUGGCAACUCUCUUGCCAUCUCUCGAGGACGGUCUUAGGACGUCUACUGAUGUUGAUGCCAAGCAAGGUAUUUGCAUUGCGCUCCACGAAUUAAUAACCUCAGCAUCCGACGAAGCUAUUGAAGACUUUGAAAAGACAAUCGUUUCAAUUGUCCGAGUCGCUUUGGUUGACAAUGACGAGGAUGUGAGGGAGGCCGCAGCUGAAGCAUUUGAUGCUUUGCAACAGAGUUUGGGCAAGAGGGCGAUUGACCAAGUUCUGCCCUAUCUUUUGUCCUUGCUCAGAAACGAUGACGAAGCCGAACAAGCUCUUGCAGCAUUACUUACCUUGCUUACGGAAACCACUCGAGCCAACGCCAUUCUUCCCAAUCUCAUUCCGACAUUGCUCACAACCCCCAUCAGUACAUUCAACGCUAGAGCGCUCGCUUCGUUGGCAGAGGUCGCUAGUUCAGCCAUGACUCGCCGGAUGCCUACGAUACUCAAUUCUCUGAUGGACGAGAUAAUAUUGACCAAGGAUGACGAGCAUAGACUUGAGCUAAGCACCUCCUUCGAUACUAUUCUCGUUUCAGUUGACGAGUUUGAUGGUCUGAAUGUCGUUAUCAGUGUGAUGCUGAACCUCAUGAAACACGAUGACCAUAAGCGACGAGCCAAUGCCGCCAACCACCUCGCUAACUUCUUCUCCAAUGCAGAGAUCGACUUCUCAAGGUAUCACCAGGAUCUUAUUCGGGUGCUUCUCAUAUCCUUUGACGACAGGGAUUCGAAUGUUGUCAAGGCUGCCUGGUCUGCAUUAAGCAAACUUACAGCCAGCAUGCGCAAGGAAGAGAUGGAGCUGUUGGUUGUUUCUACUCGUCAAGCCUUGCGCCAGGUCGGAGUUGCAGGAGCCCCUCUACCUGGAUUCAGCUUGCCUAAGGGCAUCAUGGCAAUCUUCCCCAUCUUUUUGCAGGGUCUAUUGAACGGAAACACGGACCAGCGAACACAAGCUGCUCUUGCAAUUGCCGACAUUAUUGACCGAACGGCCGCCGACUCUCUGAAACCGUUUGUUACUCAAAUCACAGGUCCAUUAAUUCGUGUCGUGUCCGAAAGAUCUGUCGACAUCAAAUCCGCAGUGUUCUACGGCCUCAACAAGCUGCUUGAGAAAAUCCCGCUUGCUGUCAAGCCAUUCCUGCCUCAACUUCAACGAACUUUUGCCAGAGGCUUGGCGGAUACUACAAGUGAAAUGCUCCGAAAUCGCGCUGCUAAAGGUCUAGGUAUCCUGAUUACCCUAACGCCUCGUGUGGAUCCACUAGUUGCAGAAUUGAUUGCCGGUUCUAAAACGGACGACAAUGGGGUUAAGAACGCUAUGAUGAAGGCUCUCCAUGAAGUUGUGAGCAAGGCGGGUGGCAGCAUGAGCGAGACGUCAAGGAAUGCUGUACUCGGCUUGAUCGACGACGAUAGCAGUGAUCGUACGGAUGCAAUGGCAAUCACCAACGCCCGAUUACUCGGUGCUCUUGUGAAAAAUCUUUCUGCUUCCACAGCGAUCCCGCUGAUCAAAUCUCGAGUCUUAACUACGAACUUUACUCAUUCCUCUGUACUUGGGCUGAAUGCUCUACUUGUCCAGUCACCUGCGUUGUUACUCGAAAACUUUGCGGCCGAAACGCCGUCCGUAAUUUGCCAGGGAAUAUCUAAUUCAGAUCCAUAUAUAUCGGACCAUAGUGUACUGGCUGCUGGCAAGUACAUCCUUGCUGAAGGAGAUGGAAAGAACUUUGAAUCAACAAAGCCUGUCUUUGAAGCACUGGCGUCAGCGAUACCAUCAGGUAACCCGGCCGAUACGAGGCGCUUGACUUUCGUCGUCCUUCGCACCAUAAGCCGCCUUCACCCAGAAUAUACGCGACCACAUCUGCAGAAUCUUGUUCCGCCGAUUUUUGGAAGCGUGCGAGAUACUAUUAUCCCAGUUAAACUGGCCGCUGAAGCCACUUUCCUGGCAAUAUUCGACGUGGUAGAUUCAGAAGGGGCAGUCUUUGACAGGUACAUGGCCGGCCCUGGUGCAGAGCUACCUGCUGGUCCCAAACGAAGCAUGUCGGAUUAUUUCAAACGUGUCGCACUACGUCUUGCUACUCAAGCUCGUGAACGAAAAGAGGCAGAGGGCGGUCAAGGUGGACUUGGACUCUCCAGUGACGAAGUGGAAGACGAAAAGGAACUAUGGAGUAUUGGGCGGGUUGACUUGGAUGACGACUCUUUCGUAAAUCGACCCGAACGACGAACUCCAAACGCCAAACGACCGUCGAUACGCCGACAUCAAGAUAAGCGCCUUGCGGCCGCUGUGAUCGGCUGCGGCCAGCGCAAGGUCUGGCUCGAUCCCAAUGAGAUGAGCGAGAUCUCCAACGCCAACUCUCGCCAAACCGUCCGCAAGCUGGUCAGCGAUGGCCUCAUCAUCCGCAAGCCCGUCACCAUGCACUCCCGUGCUCGUGCCCGUGAACUCAACUUGGCUCGCCGAAUUGGUAGACACCGUGGUCUCGGUAAGCGCAAGGGUACCAAGGAUGCCCGUAUGCCCAGCCAGGUUCUCUGGAUGCGCCGCCAACGUGUUCUCCGCCGUCUCCUCGUGAAGUACCGUGCCUCUGGCAAGAUCGACAAGCACCUGUACCACGAACUCUACCACCUCAGCAAGGGUAACACCUUCAAGCACAAGCGUGCUCUCGUUGAACACAUCCACAAGGCCAAGGCCGAGAAGCAGCGCGAGCGUACCCUCAAGGAAGAAAUGGACGCCAAGCGUGCCAAGACCAAGGCUGCUCGCGAACGACGACAAGAGCGUAUCCUCGCCAAGCGAAAUGCUCUUAUCGGCGAGGAAGAGGAGACCAAGGAGUAA
Talaromyces rugulosus is the source of this 8634-nucleotide messenger RNA. RefSeq lists its product as uncharacterized. Lineage: Eukaryota; Fungi; Ascomycota; Eurotiomycetes; Eurotiales; Trichocomaceae. The record is from RefSeq and is a predicted model, not a curated record. Gene Ontology annotation, cellular component: cytosolic large ribosomal subunit; ribosome; cytosol. Gene Ontology annotation, biological process: regulation of translation; cellular response to amino acid starvation; translation. The transcript is spliced from 9 exons. The coding region runs from base 1 to 8634 and encodes 2877 amino acids. Gene Ontology annotation, molecular function: structural constituent of ribosome; protein kinase regulator activity.